Messenger RNA from Plasmopara halstedii, 189 nucleotides. RefSeq lists its product as uncharacterized. Lineage: Eukaryota; Oomycota; Peronosporomycetes; Peronosporales; Peronosporaceae. The coding region runs from base 1 to 189 and encodes 62 amino acids. The transcript has 2 exons. The record is from RefSeq and is a predicted model, not a curated record.
AUGGAGUCAACGGGGGCGCAGAUAGAUUGGUGUGAUCGGUUAAGAAACUACGAGAGCAAUACGUGGUGGCUGGUCCGGGAUAGGGAGAACGUGCGAUCCCAGUUUGGUCGCCGCUUUCCAUCGUUUGCGGUAGCCUCAGGAGCAAUGGGGGGCAGUCGUGAUCGAAAUGUGAAUCUUCAUCGUGGAUAG